AUGACUACCAUACGAUGCCUUCUAGCUGUUGCAAUAAAGAAAGGAUGGGGCAUCUCACAACUAGAUGUAAACAACGCAUUCUUACAUGGUGAAUUACAGGAAGAGGUAUAUAUGAAGUUUCCAGCAGGAAAAAUUCCACCUAAUCCCAACCAUGUGUGUUUACUUCGCAAAUCACUUUAUGGUUUGAGGCAAGCCCCGCGCCAAUGGUAUGCCAGGCUAACAACCGCAUUAAGUUUCAAAGGGUUUUAUUCAUCUCUUAAUGACUACUCACUCUUUUACAAGAAAUCAAUAUAUUCAAUUUCAAUUGUCGUAGUUUACGUAGAUGACAUACUACUUACAGGAAAUAACAAGGAAGAACUUCAUCAAUUGAAACAAUUUCUUCAGCAGGAAUUUCAGAUCAAGGAUCUAGGUGACUUACACUAUUUUUUGGGUCUGGAGACUCUUCGUGAGCCACAAGGUUUAAUCAUCAGUCAACGGAAAUUCAACUUGGAAGUUCUUGAAGAAUUUGAUUGUAGUAGUUUGCCCUCUGCCACAUCUCCAUUGGACCCUUCAUGCAAGCUUAGUGGUGAAUCUGGUGACCUUCUUUCUGAUCCAACUGUCUAUCACCGACUCCUAGAAAAAUUAAAUUAUCUCACUCACACAAGACCGGACCUUUCUUAUCCGGUACAACACCUUAGUCAAUUCAUGCAGCAGCCCCGUGUGCCUCAUUUUAAUGCUGCCCUACAGGUGGUUAGAUAUCUCAGAACCAACCCUGGACAGGGUAUUUUCAUGUCCUCUGAUCCCUCCUUCACACUACUUGCAUUUUGUAAUGCGGAUUGGGGAUCUUGUGUUAAUACACGACGAUCUAUAAGUGGGUAUUUUGUCACUCACGGCAGAUCUCCAAUUUCAUGGAAAUCAAAGAAGCAAGCUUCAGUAUCGCUCUCAUUCGUCGAAGUAGAGUAUCGAUCUAUGAGGCGAGUAGUUGCUGAAGUCACUUGGUUAACUCGACUCUUGACAGAUCUAGCUACACCACCUUCUCUUCCGGUUUCUAUUCACUUUGAUUCACAAGCUGCAAUUCACAUCGCUCGGAACCCCCCCAUAUCUUCACCAAACCGCUCUCUGGGCCAUCCCAUAAUUCAAUUCUUGGCAAGUUGGGUGUCGCUACACUCCCCUCCAACUUGGGGGGGUGUUGGAAUCUCAUCUAUGAAGCCUCAGUUACCUCCUUCUUCUUUCACUUCUCAUAAGAAAGAAAACCAGUUUGCUAUAAAGAGGAAAGUGGCAAAUGGAUUUGGGGAUAGGGUCCAAAAAGAGAAAAAUGGUCCAACAGUUGAAGACCCAAGCCCAAAUUCUGAUUCUGGAUAA
Nicotiana tabacum (common tobacco) is the source of this 1341-nucleotide messenger RNA. The record is from RefSeq and is a predicted model, not a curated record. NCBI's taxonomy places the organism in Eukaryota, Viridiplantae, Streptophyta, Magnoliopsida, Solanales, Solanaceae.